AUGGAAGGGGCAAUUCCAGUGAGCAGCGUCAGCGGGUUCAUCGUAGUGGGAAUUGUGGCGGUUUACACUGUCAAAGUGAUUUACCACCACAUUCGAGGCGACUACCCCGCCCCCACGUCGUCACAGUUGCUCUUGAACGAUCCAACAACAGGCCCAUUAUCGACCCCACGACUCAAACGUUCCGACAUUGAAGCACUACUACACGACGUGCCAAGAUGGUUGUGCUCUGUAUGUGCCUUUCACAACAUUGAUACCCGAUGGAGUUGCAGUUUAUGCCACACUGCCAGAGACACGUAUUUGAUUCAAAACACUGUCACCACGACCACGGACCCUUCGCUAGCCCAAGAAUCCGACCCGAAGAGCAUGAUGCUAUUAGAUCACGGCGCUCGGUCAGCGAUGAACACUCUGUUUUACCUACGCUCACUCCUUCCCGAAGAUCUCAAUCCUCGUCAGAAAAGCGCACGUAUGAGGAGGCAGUGGACUCGGUCCAUGUCAGCUACCCACAACGGCAAAGUCGGAUGGACACGCCACUUUGUAAACGCCCCAGCGUCUGCCACGUUCCCUGUCCACAUCAUUCAAGUGACGACGAGCAAUGGCGGCGCGGCGGCUACUGCCAUGUGGCAACCCUUGGACGAGGCAUGCUCUAGUAAUACUAGUGUGUCGCCAACACUGUGGCCACCGUUGCUGCAGCUGUCCGAUGAAUCUUUUUCCGUGAAAUACGCGUGGUUUCUAAGCCAAUUGGCUGACUUGGUCGUGCCGUUCAAUGAGCUGCAUCUCACGCGGCAAAGCCACCGCGGCGACGACUUCCUCAAUGAUGUCAUGCACACGCUCUUGGCUUUGGAAGGGUCGGAACUCUGUGCGAUUGUGCGGGUCGAGUUUCAGGAUGAAAUCGGCCGCGAUGCUGGGGGCCUCCAGCGCGAAUGGUACUUGCUAGCUGCAGAAGCGAUCAUGACCAGUGGAUUGUUUGUCUUGGUGAACCGAGACGACCAAUCAUAUUUUAUCAACCCCCACGCUGCCACAAGUCCACUUCCCCAAGUCGAGGCCUUCGAAGCUGUGGGCAGGUUUAUUGGCCGAGCACUAUUGGAUGGCCAAGGCUUGUCGUUGCCGUUGAACCCCGUGCUUUUUAAAGCAAUCUUGGGGACGCCAUUAACGUUGGACGACGUCGAGAUGCUCGACACUCAAGUGUUUCAAAGUUUGCGUUAUGUAUUGGAGCACGAUAGCGUGGAGUCGUUGGCCCUGACGUUUGCAGUGACGGAAGAUGUCGGCAGUGGAAAGCUCAAUGUGGUGGAACUAGUGGAAGGCGGCGUGGACGUCGAAGUCACGGAUGCCAACAAGCACGACUACGUGGAACGCAUGGUGCACCACUUGCUCUUCCAUCGAGUUGAACGCCCCUUAGCCGCCCUGAUUCAAGGCGUGUAUGCGAUCAUCCCUCGGGAACUCCUUGCCCCGUUUGACCACAAAGAAGUGGAGCUCAUUCUAUGUGGCUUGCCCGACAUUGAUGUUGACGACUGGAAAAUGCACACGAACACGACGGACGCCGUGCGAACUUCGCCCUUGUGGACCUGGUUUUGGGAGAUUGUGGCCGACUUGUCACUGGAAGACCGCGCCAAGUUUCUCCAGUACACGACGGGGUCGCCCCGAGUUCCGGUCCAAGGGUUUAGCGGUUUGACGAGCUACGACGGUCGAAUCUGCCACUUUUCGAUCCGAGGCGUGACCUACACCCAGGGGAAAUAUCCCGUCGUGCACACGUGCUUUAAUCGCAUCGACUUGCCAGCGUAUCCGUCCAAGGCUGCUCUCGAAGAAGCGAUUGCGAUGCUGCUCUUGACCGAUGCAACAGGCUUCACGUUGAACUAGCUCGACGACGAUUGGUUAAAAUAAUGUCCAUCUCAGUAACGUUAGUAUUCGCCUAAAAAACAUCCGUGAAGGAUGAUAUGAUUGGA
Messenger RNA from Aphanomyces astaci, 1940 nucleotides. RefSeq lists its product as hypothetical. Lineage: Eukaryota; Oomycota; Saprolegniomycetes; Saprolegniales; Verrucalvaceae. The record is from RefSeq and is a predicted model, not a curated record. The transcript has 13 exons. Bases 1 to 1854 code for a protein of 617 amino acids. Gene Ontology annotation, molecular function: ubiquitin-protein transferase activity.